CCUAAAUUUUGGUGCAUCCUUUUCGCAAUACUUCAACUGUGAAGGACUGAUAUGUAAAAAAGAACCCGAGUAUCUAUCAGCGGAGCGGGAUAAGAAGCUUGCCCUGCUCUCCAAGUAAUCAAAGCAGAGGGCUUCUAUGGCGUCGGCAGAGGGGGCAGCGUUCACCGGGACCGGAGAAGAGGGAGGCGGCGAUAACACUGGAAAUCAUACGGCGAUUGUCACUUUUCCUCGCCGGAAUCGAGGCUGGGCUCAGCAUGAGCCUCUAAAGAUCGAAACAUUGGAAGAAUCCAAUGAUACGAACCCUAGCAACAUGUGGCAGGUGUAUGCACUCGGUGGAUUCAUGGUUGCGCGCUGGCUAUGGGCUAAAUAUAAGGAGAGGAAAAAUGGUGAAAGAGGAGAAGGUCCAUCUGAUUGAAAUGUUAACUCCAACAUCUGAAGAAUUUCGUCCUGGGAUCAGAUAUCAUCACUCCUGAAGCACACAUAACUUAUAGAGAUUAGAGUGUUAUCUUUUUUCCCCUUCCGAAAUGGACCAGAGAGCAACCUUAAAGUUAGAAACAUUUGGUUUCAUCUAUCUUUAUCUUUUUCUGCAUUUUUUAAUUUGCUGUGAAUUGUUAGAAAGUUUAGAUGCUUGAGCUUAUUGGAUGAAUAAUUCUAAAGUUUUGUCAUGCCGCUUUACUUGGUUAUGUUAGUCUGGCAAUGCUUUCGGAA
Asparagus officinalis (garden asparagus) is the source of this 708-nucleotide messenger RNA. RefSeq lists its product as uncharacterized. The transcript is spliced from 2 exons. The record is from RefSeq and is a predicted model, not a curated record. The coding region runs from base 137 to 415 and encodes 92 amino acids. NCBI's taxonomy places the organism in Eukaryota, Viridiplantae, Streptophyta, Magnoliopsida, Asparagales, Asparagaceae.